Equus caballus (horse) is the source of this 2225-nucleotide messenger RNA. RefSeq names its product proteoglycan 4-like. Gene Ontology annotation, molecular function: growth factor binding. The record is from RefSeq and is a predicted model, not a curated record. NCBI's taxonomy places the organism in Eukaryota, Metazoa, Chordata, Mammalia, Perissodactyla, Equidae. Gene Ontology annotation, biological process: cell-cell signaling.
AUAAAAAGGGCCUCCCCUGCCUCUCACUGCAGACGAGACAGCUACCAGCCCUCAGGCUCCCUCUGGCAUCUGGGAUUGCACUGGAUCUGCACACUCUGAGCAAGGUUCCUCCAAGCUGAAGCCAUGAGGAUCUGCAGCCUCACCCUGCUGCCCUUCCUCCUUCUGGCCGCUCAGGUGCUCUCGGUGUUAGGUGCACUGAAAUCAUUGGAGGGGCAAGGCAGUACAGAAACCAAAGAUCAUUGGAUCCCUCUGGGUAAGCCCCAGAUUGUGCAGAGGCCCAGGCAACACAGGCACUUGGUCAACGGCGUGAUUAUCACCCCGGAUCUGGCCUCAUGUACUGUGACUGUGAUGGAGCACGAGGAAGGCACCGCCAUGAAGGCCGUGUGCUCCCGAAUGGACCAUCACUUUUCCUGUGUCUUUACCGGCAACCCAACUUCCUGCAUAGAGGGCUGUAAAAGCGAUAUUAUUUAUUGGAGACAAAUUGCUUAUCACUUGAGCUUCCAGAGGAACCUCUGUGAGGACGCCAAUGUGGUCCUGAGGAGCAGGGUCUGCAGUAGGAGGUUUCCAGAAUCAAAUUUCAAGCUGGUGUUCUCCACUCUGAUCGUUGAUCUCAACCAGUGUGAUAAGGACAUCACCCCCUGGUGGCAUAUCAUAAUCCAUGAGGCCCCCACAACAGGUACGACAGAAAUCAUACCGUUCUUUCCAGGGCCAGGGAUCCAGACCAUUGCACCCGUCCCUACAGAGGCGGUUGAAGUCACAGAGACCACCCCAACAGUGCCCAUCGUGAUUCAACAGACCACUCCCAAGGAGCAGAUAAAAGGGAAAAAGACAACCACUACCCAGCAGCCCAAGACUGAACAGACCACCACCACAGUGCCCACCGUGACUGAAGAGACCACCCCCACUGAGGAAGUAAAAGUGGAAGACACCACCACUACACAGCAGCCCAAGACUGAGCAGACCACCACCACAGUGCCCAUCGUGCCGGAAGAGACCACUCCCACUGAGGAGGUAACCAUGGAGGAGACCACCACUACACAGCAGCCCAAGACUGAGCAGACCACCACCACAGUGCCCAUCGUGCCGGAAGAGACCACCCCCACUGAGCAGGUAACAGUGGAAGAGACCACCACUCCACAGCAGCCCCAGAUCCAACAGACCGCAGCCGCAGUGCCCAUCGUGCCGGAAGAGACCACCCCCACUGAGCAGGUAACAGUGGAAGAGACCACCACUCCACAGCAGCCCCAGAUCCAACAGACCGCAGCCGCAGUGCCCAUCGUGCCGGAAGAGACCACUCCCACUGAGCAGGUAACCGUGGAAGAGACCACCACUACACAGCAGCCCAAGACUGAGCAGACCACCACCACAGUGCCCAUCGUGACUGAAGAGACCACCCCCACUGAGGAGGUCAAAGUGGAAGACACCACCACUACACAGCAGGCAAAGACUGAGCAGACCACCACCACAGUGCCCAUCGUGAUAGAAGAGACCACGCCCACUGAGCAGGUCAAAGUGGAAGAGAUCACCACUACACAGCAGCCCAAGUUGGAACAGACCACCACCACAGUGCCCAUCGUGAUGGAAGAGACCACGCCCACUGAACAAGUCAAAGUGGAAGAGACCACCACUACACAGCAGCCCCAGAUCGAAGAGACCACCCCCACGGAGUCAUUCUACAAUGAGGUUACCACCCCCAAACCCAACUGUAAUGAUGACUCAGGCGUCAAAAUCAAGCAGACGAUAAUCUACCAGUCGCCUCACGAUGUGGGCCAGAAGACAGUCCAGCAGAGUACCCUCAACGACUAUGACGACUCAGGGAGCGCCUUCUGAGAAAUCUUUGGCACUGUGAUACAGGACCAACAAUUGUAAUGAGGCAAAGGCCAUUGGAGCCAGUUAGGAGAUGCCAUGGCAUUGGUCCUUCUGCACGCUUUGAAGCUCUCCAGGCUCUCCAUGAGAUAGGUAGGAACAUUUGUGCUGUGGGAGUGCAGCUGAUUUUUAAACAAGGUUUGUAAUUCUGUGUUUGUGUUUGGAAAUUGCUAUGUAUUCCCUCCCUUGAAUGUGAUCUUCAGAGGCUGUUUACCUCAGUGUAUGUUUUCACGGCCCACAAUGCUGUGUGUAUAUGAGCAUUGAGGACCAGUCUUUGGGCUGAACAAGCCAGAGUGAUAAUUUCAGUGCGACGCACUUUUUCCCGAAUUAAUAGACAUUAAAACUUUUCUUCAAAAAUA